Molecule: messenger RNA, 1566 nt
Organism: Telopea speciosissima
Lineage: Eukaryota; Viridiplantae; Streptophyta; Magnoliopsida; Proteales; Proteaceae
Product: putative transferase At1g60990, chloroplastic
Exons: 13
Coding region: 22-1308 (428 amino acids)
Biological process (GO): glycine decarboxylation via glycine cleavage system
Cellular component (GO): mitochondrion
Molecular function (GO): aminomethyltransferase activity; protein binding
Source: RefSeq, a predicted model, not a curated record
GCAGAGUAGCAGUGAUUCCCAAUGCCUUGCGUUGGCUCUGUAGUUUCCUGCUGCUCGUCAGCCUUUUCUCUCCACAAUAAGCAUCGCAGUUUUUUCUUCUCUCAAUUUCAAAAGAGUGGUUCAAUUCGGACCCAAAAGAGACUAUCCUUCUCUAAUGCCAUCAUACUCAACAUAUUCUCCUCUGCAACUACUACAGCUGUUGCUGCGUCUCCUUUCGACUUCGCUCCUCCACCCAUCGAUAAUGACUUCCUUGAGAUGAUGGCAGAGUUGGGGGCAAAUAUUUCAGAAGAUGGGACCAUUGAAACAUUUGGCAAUGAUGAUAUUGCUCUCAGGACGGUUGAUGAUGGAGUUGUGGUUGUGGACCUUACACAUUUUGGUCGUAUAAGAGUCACAGGAGAAGACCGGAUUCAGUUUCUUCACAACCAAAGCACAGCAAAUUUUGAAAGCCUCUGUGAAGGACAGGGAUGUGACACCGUUUUUAUUACGCCAACAGCUCGUACAAUAGACAUUGCUCAUGCAUGGGUUAUGAAAAAUGCGGUAACAUUGGUGGUUUCGCCUCUAACAGGCAAAAGCAUAACUGACAUGCUUACAAAGUACAUAUUUUUUGCUGAUAAGGUAGAAGUUCAGGAUAUCACAAAGCAAACGUGCUUUUUCGUAGUCAUUGGACCUAAGAGUAACCAAGUAAUGGAGGAGUUAGGCCUUGGUGAUCUUGUUGGGAAACCGUAUGGCACACAUGUACAUUAUAGUGUGCAUGGAAUGCCAAUAACGGUAGGCGUUGGCAGUGUGAUUUUUGAAGAAGGGUUUUCUUUGUUGUUGUCGCCAGCUGCUGCUGGUUCUGUUUGGAACGCUCUUGUAAAUCUUGGUGUCUUCCCAAUGGGUGCUAAUGCAUUUGAAAGAUUGAGAAUACUUCAAGGAAGGCCAUUUCCUGGCAAGGAGCUCACUAAUGAAUUCAAUGUCCUGGAGGCUGGUCUUUGGAAUUCAGUUUCUCUAAACAAAGGAUGUUAUAAAGGGCAAGAGACAAUUUCUAGGCUCAUCACAUAUGAUGGGGUCAAACAGAAAUUGUGGGGCAUUCAUCUCCCCACCCCUGCAGAACCAGGCAGCCUCAUUACAGUAAAUGGCAAGAAGAUAGGAAAGCUCACAAGCUGUGCUGCUGGGAGAAAAGAUUCUGAGUAUGUUGGUCUAGGUUAUAUCAAGAAGAACACAGUUUCAGCUGGAGAUGAGGUAAAUAUUGGAGAAACAUUAGGUAUAGUAGUGGAUGUUCCCUUUCUAGCAAGGCAGACUCCUCUGACAAGGUCCAUUAGUCCUUGACUUUAAAGGAUCAUUUCCCUUGAGUUGGAAGGGAUUUGACUGUUGUAUGCUUUAUGUGAGAUUUUGGCUUCUUGUCCUUGUAUAUAUAGAUCAAAUUUAACUAUAAAGAGAACUUUAACUUGUUGGGUGGGGGUCGUUGUGUUUCAUUUGUCCAUCAAAGGCUUAAAUAGACACCAUCAUUUUGCAAUGGAAGUACUUGGUGGUUUGGCUCUUGAAUAACAUUUUGAUUGAAUAACUUAAGUUUCAUAAACGGUUGGC